AUGCAAACAAGGAAAAAAGCCACCAACACGCAACAACCACCGAUGAUCAAUGCUUGGAUUUCCAUCCCAUCAUGGAAAAGACUAUUAGUUUUUUUCGGGAUUUAUCUAUUGGUGUUAGGUGUUUUAAAAACAGUGGAAUACUUCAGUGAAGGGUUACAAAAGAUUGAAGGAAGCUUGGAUUUAAGAUCAUCGGGAUAUUCAUCAGAUCCUCCAGAAAUUGAAGUAUUUGAAUUGAUUGAAAAGAUGGGCUCCGAAGGAAGGACUAGUCAUCUCAUCAUGCAAUUUAUAGAUCAAUUUCUAUUUGUUCCGAUUUAUUGUGUUGUCCAUUGUUAUGUCUGGUUAAAAAUUGGAGAAGGCUUAUUCAGUCCAUUAAUGUACAUUCUCGUCGCUCUUACAGCCUUAGUGGACACGGCAGAAAAUUUAUCCAUCAUUGUCUUGUUAUUGACCUAUCCGUUUUUGAGUGGAGUGGUGAAUGUGAAAGAGUUGGCUGGGUCGACACGUCCACUGUCAACCUUUCCAACGAGUCAAAUGAUAUUGAAAGCUUUAGCAAGAGGACUGCAUUAUUUCACACCUUAUAAAUUCAUGCUCAUUGGACUCUUUUUCCUAACCAUGUUGGUGAUGACCAUUUUGUCUCACAUUAUGGUUCAAGCAAGUGAAGAAGAAGAGGAAAAACAGUCUGCUGGUGACAACAAGGCGAGCUCCACAACAGCAACCACAAUUUCAACGUUGAAAAUAUCAUCCAAUACGACAACAUCUUCGUUACCAACAGAUCCAAAGAAAAACAAGAAGAAAACACAAUAG
This is a messenger RNA of Naegleria fowleri, 801 nucleotides long. RefSeq lists its product as uncharacterized. The transcript has a single exon. NCBI's taxonomy places the organism in Eukaryota, Heterolobosea, Eutetramitea, Acrasida, Naegleriidae. Bases 1 to 801 code for a protein of 266 amino acids. The record is from RefSeq and is a predicted model, not a curated record.